Sphaeroforma arctica JP610 is the source of this 1581-nucleotide messenger RNA. RefSeq lists its product as hypothetical. Bases 228 to 878 code for a protein of 216 amino acids. The transcript has a single exon. Lineage: Eukaryota; Ichthyosporea; Ichthyophonida. The record is from RefSeq and is a predicted model, not a curated record.
CGCUUUUACUUCAUUCCUACAUCUCUAUUAGCUUUACCAAGUAGAAGGAAAAGAUUGCUUGACUAUAAAUCUAGUCGAUGAUAUCCGCUGAUAAGACACUUCUGCACUAGUAGUGGACAUUGUAAGUGUUGUAAGUAUAGCAUAGCUACAAUCGGAUAACGUGUACUAGAACUCCAUUAUACCGAAAUCCUUUGACCCUAAUACACGCCUAUUCGCUUCAACACAAAAUGUCACUCUACGAUAGUCAGAGCUAUGCCGCAGACGGCCAGGAGUGUCUGCGCAAACUGAAAGAGUGUUCCGUGAUCUACAAAAUCACCAUCAAUAAGAUGCAGAUUGAAGGUGCCAGUAAAAACCUCUCGUUGCGUCGCUUCUCACUUCUCAAAGACACAGCCAUGGAGACUGGAAAGAAGUAUCGCGAAUACUCUCUUGCCCUGGAGAAACGCAGACAGGCCGAGCAAGCACUAAGUCGAUCUAAUAGUGUGGAUUCGGCAUUCACCGAUUCAUCCGAAAAUCUGUCCAAUAUGAUCAACCAGACUGGUAUGAGCAGUAGUGCGUGUGAUGAUGCGACUCAAUUCCAGUUUGAGAGUGACUCGGAUGAGGAGGAGGAGGAGUUCCACGGUGUCAACAAUGACUUCUUGCAUGAGACAGAGGGACUGUACACAUCCGAGGACGUGGAGAGUGAUGAUGACGAGGGCAUUGCGAGUGACGACGAUGAGGACGAUGGGUAUGUGGAAGCAUACGAACACUGUGGUGGUUUUUCCAAAGUCAACCUCGAGAAGACCUCAAGUGUACUCAACUUGAGAGAUGCUAAAGACGAGAUCUGUGAUCUCGCAGGACAAGUUUCCUUCAGUGCAGAGGCCAAGUCCACGCUUGCUUAAAGCGAAUUGUGCAAAGUAAGCAGCAUGAGCAGGGUGUGGUGUGUAUAAAGGACUUCAUAUUGACUAUGAACUGUCACACACAAAUAGAAACACUGUGACAAUACCAAAAUAAGACGAAAGAUACAAUGCACUAUAUGUAAAGCUUGUUUCAGGCUAAAAAAUAGGUUCAAAAACAGACAUAGACGGUUGGACUUGCGCAACAUUCAAUAGAAAGGUAAAUUGAUUUGGCUUCUCUACUACAACCGAAACUGCAUUUCGGAUUCUUCUGUGUGACAGAUGGUGCUGUACGCCGUGCAAACAUAAGCAAUGCAGUAGAGUCAUCAUUGUCCCGAGAGUCUGAAGUACUUUGUAAGUAUGAAAGUCCGCGACAUGUCCAACGGAGAUACAUGAAGAGUCUGAACACUCUAUGAACUGUAAAAAAGCGUGCGCUGAUAUUUUGCACACGCUAGCAAAAGUGCCAAUAAAGAACAAAUGUAAACAACUGUCACUUGUUUCUUCUUCGUUUGAACGUACGAUAAGACGUUUCGUAUCGAAAAGUUGGUGUAUACUUGCAGCAUCGCUUUCAGUACAGCGGAUGCGUUAAGUACUCGAGCGUCUAACCCAAAACAGAGUGUGUUGUUUUCGCGACGGCCCUGAAUAGUUUUCGAUAUAAAUAUAUCUAAACAUCAUACUACAAAGUAAAAAGAACACACUACAACGCAAC